This is a messenger RNA of Pestalotiopsis fici W106-1, 1860 nucleotides long. RefSeq lists its product as uncharacterized. Gene Ontology annotation, cellular component: nucleus. The transcript has 2 exons. Lineage: Eukaryota; Fungi; Ascomycota; Sordariomycetes; Amphisphaeriales; Sporocadaceae. Gene Ontology annotation, molecular function: ubiquitin protein ligase activity; zinc ion binding; nucleic acid binding. Gene Ontology annotation, biological process: protein ubiquitination; ubiquitin-dependent protein catabolic process; mRNA processing. Bases 1 to 1860 code for a protein of 619 amino acids. The record is from RefSeq and is a predicted model, not a curated record.
AUGACUUCGUCCGUGUUUUACAAGUUCAAGUCUCAGAAGGAGCCCUCGCGUGUCGAGUUUGAUGGAACGGGAAUCUCGGUGUUUGAACUCAAGCGCGACAUAAUCAAAUUGAGUGGCCUGGGAGAUGGCACCGACUUUGAUUUUGCCAUUUACGCCGAGGAUGGAACCGAAGAAUAUGAGGACGAUCUCGCCAUCAUUCCUCGGUCAACAACCGUCAUCGCCAGGCGUCUACCGCCUGUCAAGCCCGGCGCUGGGCGUGCCGCAAGAUAUGUCUCGGGCAAGAUGCCGCAUAGUGCGAAGAAUUCUUCCAGACGCGAAGCGACAGCAAAGACUGCCAAGCCCUCUACCCAAGGCCUAGCACAAAUGAGCAAUGCUCUCACGGAAGAGGAGAAAUUGGCGGCCAUGUUCCAGGUCCAGUCGGACCAGUGGACUGCGCAGCAGGAGGAAAUGGCGAACCAGGCACCUGUAUACAAGCCUGGAGCAAAGAAACCUGUCAAUGUACCAGACCACGAGCCGCCAAAGGGCUAUGUUUGCUAUCGAUGCGGUCAAAUAGGACAUUGGAUACAAGUUUGCCCUACCAACGACAAUCCAGAAUUCGAUAACCGUCCUAGAGUCAAGCGGACGACGGGCAUUCCUCGCUCUUUCUUGAAGACGGUGGAUAAGGCAACGCUUCAGCAAGGGGAUGGCGAGGAUGGAGUCAAGCCCCCCGCAGGUGUCAUGGUAAAUGCAGAUGGAGAUUAUGUCAUUGCAGAGCCUGACAAGGCAUCGUGGGAACAAUUCCAAGCAAAGUCCAAGACAAGUGCAUCGGCACAAAAGGCUGCGUCUGAAGGAGAUAGGGAGUUGGAGGAGAAGGGACUGCUUUGCACCCUCGACAAGAAGUUAUUCAUAGAUCCAGUGACCACUCCCUGUUGUGAGAAGACGUUCUGCAAUGAAUGCAUCACGAACGCGCUCAUUGAAAGUGACUUCGUCUGUCCCGCGUGCCAGACGGAGGGAGUCCUCAUAGAUGAUCUUAAGCCGAAUGAUGAGGCUGCCACUAAGAUUCAGGAGCACCUUAAGGAGAAGGAGCAGGCCAGGAAGGAAAGAUCAAAGAGCCCCGUGACCGCGCAGUCUCCGGCUGCUGAGGAGCAAGUCAAUGGUGAAACUCUCAAACCCGAGGAAACAGACCCCUCCAAGAACCCCGAGUCAGAAACGGAGAAGACGACGGACGGCAAAAAGUCACCAACGCCGGAACCCGUUUCCGCCAACUCGCCAACGGCCGUUAAGCCAUCGACAUCUCCAUCCGCAACACCUCAACCUGCCACUAACGGCGAAGGUGCCAAGAAACCAGACGAGCUCGUCUCAAAGAAGAGACCUGCCGAAGAGCCACUUGAGAAUGAGCCAAAGAUCCCCAAGGGUCCAAAGGCCAUGCGCCAACAGGAAGAGCAACAGCGCCAGCAGCAAAAUAUGAUGGCGCAGAUGAUGGGAAUGGGCAACAUGCCCAUGAAUAACAUGAUGUUUCCCAACUUUCCGAACAUGGGUAUGCCCAAUAUGCCAAUGGGCAUGGGUAUGCCAAAUAUGCCCAUGAUGCCGAUGGGCAUGAUGAACCCCAUGAUGGGUAUGGGGGGUUUCAACCAGAACGGUGGAUUCCCCAACAUGAAUGGCGGCUUCAACAACUUCAAUGGCGGCGGUAUGAACAACAUGAAUGGCAUGGGCGGCAACAACAUGAACCGAGGCGGAUUUCAGCAGGGCGGCGGUUUCAACCGAAACAACUUUAACCAGCCCAACGGCGACAAUGAUGCCUACUUUCGCCAACCCGUCAAUCCCAACCGUCACCAGAACAGGCGCAUGAGAAAUCGGCCGUCUGAUUACAGAGAGCUGUGA